Molecule: messenger RNA, 3589 nt
Organism: Scatophagus argus
Lineage: Eukaryota; Metazoa; Chordata; Actinopteri; Scatophagidae
Product: WD repeat-containing protein 48
Exons: 18
Coding region: 131-2164 (677 amino acids)
Biological process (GO): double-strand break repair via homologous recombination; protein deubiquitination
Molecular function (GO): ubiquitin binding
Source: RefSeq, a predicted model, not a curated record
UGGCAAAACCUUCUCUCUGGAGGGCACCUAAAGGACCAUGUGAAAACCACAUUACCCAUAAAGCUCAGGUGCAUAUGUUUUCUAUUUUUUCCGGAUAUAGCAUCACAUGAAUUGACUGUCAACAUGCAAGAUGGCCACGCAUCACAGGCAAAAUGCUGCUGGGCGGAGAAAAGUACAGGUGUCCUAUGUCAUUAGAGAUGAGGUGGAGAAGUAUAAUCGAAACGGAGUGAAUGCGCUCCAGCUAGACCCUGCGCUGAACCGGCUCUUCACUGCUGGGAGGGACUCUAUCAUCCGGAUAUGGAGUGUCUACCAACACAAACAGGACCCAUACAUCGCUUCGAUGGAGCACCAUACAGACUGGGUUAAUGACAUAGUUCUCUGUUGCAAUGGAAAAACAUUGAUAUCUGCCUCAUCAGAUACAACAGUCAAAGUAUGGAAUGCGCAUAAGGGAUUCUGUAUGUCAACGUUACGAACACACAAGGACUAUGUAAAAGCUUUGGCCUAUGCUAAAGACAAGGAGCUUGUGGCAUCUGCAGGUCUGGACCGUCAGAUCUUUCUUUGGGAUGUGAACACACUAACAGCACUCACUGCUUCCAACAACACUGUCACCACCUCGUCACUCAGUGGGAACAAAGACUCAAUCUACAGUCUGGCUAUGAACCAGAUGGGUACAGUCAUUGUAUCUGGAUCCACAGAAAAGGUUCUGAGAGUGUGGGAUCCCCGAACGUGUGCAAAACUGAUGAAGUUAAAGGGUCACACAGAUAACGUCAAGUCAUUGCUGCUGAAUCGAGAUGGCACUCAGUGCCUGUCCGGCAGUUCAGACGGGACCAUUCGUCUGUGGUCACUUGGCCAGCAGAGGUGCAUUGCCACUUACCGUGUGCACGAUGAAGGGGUUUGGGCCCUGCAGGUCAAUGAGGCCUUUACACAUGUCUACUCCGGAGGCAGAGACAAAAAGAUCUACUGCACUGACCUGCGUAACCCAGACAUCCGUGUGCUCAUCUGUGAGGAGAAGGCCCCAGUGCUCAAAAUGGAACUGGACAGAUCUGCUGACCCACCUCCAGCAAUCUGGGUCUCCACCACCAAGUCAUCCGUUAAUAAAUGGUCUCUAAAGGGAAUGCACAACUUCAGAUCAUCAGGGGAGUAUGACAAUGACUGCACUACCCCUCUAACACCACUGUGUACUCAGCCAGAACAAGUCAUCAAGGGAGGUGCCAGUAUCAUACAGUGCCACAUUCUGAAUGACAAGAGACACAUACUCACCAAAGAUACCAACAACAAUGUGGCUUUUUGGGACGUCCUGAAGGCUUGCAAGGGUGAAGACUUGGGGAAAGUGGAGUUUGAUGAAGAGAUUAAAAAGCGCUUCAAGAUGGUCUAUGUGCCAAAUUGGUUCUCUGUUGAUCUGAAAACUGGGAUGCUCACUAUCACAUUGGAUGAGAGCGACUGCUUCGCUGCCUGGGUGUCUGCAAAGGACGCUGGGUUUUCAAGCUCUGAUGGAUCCGACCCCAAGUUGAACUUGGGUGGACUGUUGCUCCAGGCUCUGCUGGAGUUCUGGCCCAGAACCCGUAUCAAUCCCAUGGACGAGGAAGAGAACGAGGUGAACCACGUGAACGGAGAGCAGGAGAACAGGGUCCAGAAGGGAAAUGGUUAUUUCCAAGUGCCACCACAUACGCCAGUCAUCUUUGGGGAGGCAGGAGGCAGAACUCUAUUUCGGCUGCUAUGUAGAGAUUCAGGUGGAGAGACCGAGUCCAUGCUGCUGAAUGAGACGGUUCCACAGUGGGUUAUUGAUAUAACUGUAGAUAAAAAUAUGCCCAAGUUCAACAAAAUCCCAUUCUACCUCCAGCCCCAUUCUUCCUCUGGUGCAAAAACUCUAAAGAAGGACCGUCUCUCGGCCAGUGACAUGCUCCAGGUGAGGAAGGUUAUGGAGCACGUUUACGAGAAGAUAAUCAACCUGGACAACGAAUCUCAGACCACCAGCUCCUCAGCCAACGAUAAGCCCGGGGAGCAAGAGAAGGAGGAGGAUAUGGCCAUGCUGGCCGAGGAGAAGAUUGAACUAAUGUGUCAAGACCAGGUUCUAGAUCCCAACAUGGACCUGCGAACAGUUAAACAUUUUAUCUGGAAGAGCGGAGGGGACUUGACGCUUCACUAUAGGCAGAAGUCUACGUGAAAGUCACAAUUUUUAAAACAAGAACUCUUCGUCAUUUGCCAAUCACCACCCACCUCUGACAUUUAGAACCCUAAACCCCAUUGUGUGGUCCAGAGUCGCAGUAUCAAUGAGAAUCCAGUAAAAUUUGAGGAUGUGGCUCACGGUGUAUCAUAGGGAACUGACCAGAGCAAGCCGGAGCAGCCAGGAGACGCCUGGGAGAUGAGUGGUCUGUAGUGUAUCUUCUUUUUUUUUUUUUUUUUUUUUUUACAGUUUGAUAAGAAUUACAAGAAUGGACUUCAGCACUCACCAGUUUUUUUUUUCUUUUUUGUUGUUGUUAAUUUUUACUUGUUCUUUCCACCUGAUUGACAUUUUUAUUUUGAAGCUAAUGAACUUACAUUACAUGUUUUAUGUUUGAGUGUGUGUGUCUGUGUAUGCACAUGAAUGUAGUAGACUGUUUGUUUGUUCUAGUACAUUCCAAAAACUGUCCUUGGUCUACAAACACUCUACACUAGUCUCAGCUGUGUCACCAGUUUAGGAGUACACUUGGCCUCUGAGUAGCAUCACAGUCCCUCAAAGCAAUCCUCUUCUGUUCUGUUGUCAUCAUUACUAUUGCAGAGCUUGAACCUCAUCGACAGAAGCAUUUGUCUUCGUCUUUUAUUUUUAGCUGUGCUGUUCUCAAUGGACUGAGUGUUCUUUUUGUAAAUAUAUGUACAACAUUUUUGAUUUAAGUGACUUUUGGUUUUGCAUCAGUUUUAUUGUGUUGUUGUACAGCUUACUUAAAACCGUUAUUUUUUUUUUUCCAAAUCCCUAGAGCACCUUCAUGGCCAUGAAGGAAAUUGGAUGUUAAAAAUUGCAUUUGCUGUAUUCGCUACAACCCAGAAAUUGCAGUCCACUCUGAUGAAUGUUAGUAGUUGUCCAAAUCAUCUUAGCAAUUGGGAAAUUAUAUAUAUAUAUAGAUAUAUAUAUAUAAGGUAUGUAUCUUUAACAAUAACUCAUGCUUACUCACUCUGUGCUUGGGUUAUGACCAGUGACUUUGACAGUGAGUGAGGGCUGUUCCUAAUGUAUAUUUCAUUUAGAUUCGAUAGGAAUUCAAUGAAACAUGAAUAUAACUUGAAGGGGACUCUCACCCAAGAGAAUCUAUAAAUAUUCAACCACUGUGGGAAAAUCACCAGAGUGAAAUAAAUGGUAAUGCCCAUUUGUCUCUUGGUGUGUCACCAAGCAGAGCAACAGAUCUUUUAAUUGUAAAUUUUCUGCAGUUACUUUUGCCAUGUUGAGUGUGUUUAAUAACGCCAUAGUGGGGACGCAUUGAGUGAGCUCUAAUUGGCCAAAAUUUGAAGGGUACCAUAAUGAGGCCAUAACACUGCAGUAUCCCUUGUUGUAAUAAUUUGUGAAAUAUGUAUAUUUUAGGCAUUCAAAGAAAUAAAUUGGAAUGGUUUAACAAUGGCA